GAAAAGAAGGAGAGGAAGCUGACUGGCUCGUGACAGGAAGCAAGAAGGCGGAGAGCGGGGGACGCUGCUGGUGGAAUCCGGCUUUCCAUCCCGUCGUUGCUGGCGAUCUCUGACAUGAAGGCAUCGAUCUGGGUCUGAAAACAUCGGUCUGGUUUCGUUCUAGUCUGCCUUUUGUCUACAUUCACGCAUAGAAAAGAACUGAACUCCGAGCUGCAAUUAUGUCGGCUUACUCAAAAAGCUACAAUCCUUUUGACGAAGAUGAGGACGAGGACUUAAAGCCAGUCAAGUGGAAUGAAAGUAAUGAGCCCCCUAGGGAAGGGGCGGAGAGACAGAGGUACCUGCAGCAAGAAGUCCUGAGGCGGUCCCAGGCCACUGUGGACAGCAGCAACCGCGCCCUGUCCCUCGUUUAUGAGUCUGAGCAUAUUGGCGUAGCUGCAUCAGAGGAGCUCACACGGCAAGGCGAGGUACUGAAGCGCAGCGAACGAAUGGUGGAUAAGAUGGAUCAAGAUCUGAAAACAAGUCAGAGACACAUCAACAGCAUUAAGAGUGUGUUUGGUGGCUUUGUGAAUUACUUCAAAGCCAAGCCACAGGAGAUCAAGAUUGAGCAGAACGGGGCUGCCGAAUACCAAGCGAGCAACAAAUUGAAAGAAGCCAUAUCCAUUAGCAAAGAACAGGAGUCAAAGUACCAGGAGAGUCAUCCAAACCUACGAAAGUUGGAUAAUUCAGAGCAUAGUUCCACUGGAACCAGUUCAGAGUCUUCGUUCCCACCUGAUAGUUACCCAAGGAAUCAACACCUCCGAGCUUACCAUCAGAAAGUCGAUAACAACUUAGAUGAAAUGUCCUCUGGGCUGGGCCGCCUGAAAAACCUCGCUCUUGGCCUACAGUCUGAAAUUGACGAGCAGGAUGAAAUUCUGGAUCGCCUCACCACAAAGGUGGGGACUCUGGACAUCAAUAUUAAAAGCACGGACAAAAAGAUCAAGGAGCUUUAAGGGAGAUCCAAGUCUCUCGCCUACACACAAGAACUUGAUUCCUUUUAUACAGCUGGAGAUCAUCUUGCUAUCUGGGAAACAACCAGCAUACGAAAAAUGGGUUUAUGUGACUGAUUUGCCUUGUGAUUAAAGACGAAUAACCUGAAGUGCAA
Molecule: messenger RNA, 1141 nt
Organism: Lacerta agilis (Sand lizard)
Lineage: Eukaryota; Metazoa; Chordata; Lepidosauria; Squamata; Lacertidae
Gene: SNAP29
Product: synaptosome associated protein 29
Exons: 6
Coding region: 219-989 (256 amino acids)
Biological process (GO): exocytosis; synaptic vesicle fusion to presynaptic active zone membrane; synaptic vesicle priming
Cellular component (GO): SNARE complex; plasma membrane
Molecular function (GO): SNAP receptor activity; syntaxin binding
Source: RefSeq, a predicted model, not a curated record